AGCCCUCUCUUCGGCCCCGCGGCCUCGGGCGGCGGCCGCGGCGCGUCUCGUCGGGCGGCGGCUCACGCGGCCCCCCUCCCCGCGGAGCAGCCGCCCGGGUGCCCAGGUGGGCGCGGCGCAGGGGAGGGAAGGUGCUCAUGGCCGGGGACGGCAAGAAGGCGGUGAUGGCCGACCUCCGGAAGACGAGGACCCUGAAGGACAAGGGCAAAAAGGUCCCCCGGGCGGGCAAGGGCAAGGCGCCGAAGCGCCCCAAGAUGCCCGGCGACGGCUCGGUGACCAAGCGCAAGAAGAAGGCUAUUCAGACCUACGCCAUCUACAUCUACAAGGUGCUGAAGCAGAUCCACCCGGAGUGCGGCAUCAGCAAGAGAGGCAUGAACAUCAUGAACAGCUUCAUGAACGACAUCUUCGAGCGCAUGGCCACCGAGGCGACCAGACUGCUGCGCACCACGAAGAAGAGGAGACCCUCACGUACCGCGAGGUGGAGACGUCGGUGCGGCUCAUGCUGCCGGGCGAGCUCUCCAAGCACGCGGUGUCGGAGGGGACAAAGGCCGUCACCAAGUACAGCCAGUUCGCAGCGUGAGGUGCGGCCGGGCUCCGCUCACCGCGUGAGGCCACGCGGCCCGCGCGGAGGGCGGCGCGCGCGAGGCGCGGAGGGGCCUCGUGUUUGGGGCCUGCAGCCGGCGCCCGGCGCCCGGGGGUUAGGGACGCCAGAUGCCGCGGCGGCAGUGAGGGGGCGCGACCAUCAGGGACAGCGAUAGAGGAGGUGUGGCCUGCAUCCGCGGCCGUCGGGGCGGGCCGGCCUGGCCCCGGCCUGCGGUGUGCCCCCCGUCGCAGUCGUCGGAGUCACCUCUCCGAGGCUAGUCGCUGCGCGGGCCGCAGCCCGCCCGAGCUCGCGCACCUCUUCGACUGUCGGACUCGCGCACCCCGUGGCGCCGCAGCAGGCGGAGCCGAGCCGCUCUCUCAAGCGGUGGCGAAGUCGGUCCCUGCUCAACCCACGGCCUCACGUGUUGCCCCCUGCGCGCCUCUGGCCACAGCAACUUGGCUGCCCAGUAGGCUGGCGGACACGUCGAGGCGCUCGCCGAGGUCGAUGGCGAAAGGGCCCAGGCCCACGAGCCAUGCACCCUGGUGGCCAGCACGGGUGGUGCGGCCACCUGAGUUGGCGGAUGAGCCUGAGCUGCUCCGACCCAGCUCCUCCUCGCUGCCCCCCAGUGCACGGCGCCUUGAGCAGCCUGCCAGGCCUCUUGCCCA
Molecule: messenger RNA, 1248 nt
Organism: Prorocentrum cordatum
Lineage: Eukaryota; Dinophyceae; Prorocentrales; Prorocentraceae
Source: the annotation of a GenBank genome assembly